Hermetia illucens (black soldier fly) is the source of this 987-nucleotide messenger RNA. RefSeq names its product probable chitinase 10. The record is from RefSeq and is a predicted model, not a curated record. The transcript has 3 exons. NCBI's taxonomy places the organism in Eukaryota, Metazoa, Arthropoda, Insecta, Diptera, Stratiomyidae. Bases 147 to 848 code for a protein of 233 amino acids. Gene Ontology annotation, cellular component: extracellular region. Gene Ontology annotation, molecular function: chitin binding.
UGACACACCUGUAGGGUGAGUUUUAUGGGGUGGAAAUUAUAUAUAAAUAGGAAUAUCUGGCGAGAAUGCCUCAGUUGGAUUUUAGACCAGUAAGUUAAUGCGUAAAGUUAAGUGAUUCUAUCAACGGAGAAGCUACUAACCACACUAUGAAGGAAUUUUUGGUUUUGGGUAUCGCUUUUGCGGCCGCCUUUAAUGUCGCUUUCGCUGCCAAUAAUACUUCACCUUGUGCAGGUCAAGGAUAUGGAUGUUAUGUGCCAGACCCUGAAAGCUGUUGCAACUACUACCAUUGUGUAUCUGCUGAAGGCUUCAAGAUGCAGUGCCCUCCUGGUCUGCACUUCAACGCAAAAUUAUCAGUUUGUGAUUGGCCAUUGAGAGCUAACUGUAGUGGAGAAGCAGGAGGCCCAGUAACUUCGACGCCGGGGUCAACAGGAAGUCCUGGGUCAGAAGUUACUCCACCAGUAAGCCCUGAAACAACUACUCCCGGUACUUCUGUGCCGAUCGAACCUUGCCUUAACCUGGACCCAGCAACGCAUGAAUUUAAGGGUAAUUGUUCGAUGUACUAUUACUGUUGGCAAGGCUACCCAUAUCUUGUGGUGUGCAACAAAGGAGAAGGCUACAGCAAGGACGAUAAUGCCUGCGUGGCAGACAGUAGCUGUUCUACAGGAGGUGAAACUGGUGGUGGCGGAUUCACCUGUCCGGAGCGCUAUGGGACAUAUGCUAUACCGAAUAAUACCACCGCGUUCUACUAUUGCUACAACUUUGUACUUUACACUGUGGCGUGCUUCACCAAUCAACACUACGAUGAGAACAUACAUGGCUGUGCACUCAAUUCGGUUGCAUACCCUUAACAACUUAUUAAUAACAAAAGAUACUUCUCAGAAUUAUAGUUGGCAGUGAACUCUCAACGGCAAUGCUUUUAUGUGCUUAUGAGUUAUAUUUUAUUUAGUUCCAUGUUUUCCAAUUAAACCCGAAACUAGUUUAGAGAAA